This is a messenger RNA of Akanthomyces muscarius, 4227 nucleotides long. RefSeq lists its product as uncharacterized. The coding region runs from base 1 to 4227 and encodes 1408 amino acids. Gene Ontology annotation, biological process: transmembrane transport. NCBI's taxonomy places the organism in Eukaryota, Fungi, Ascomycota, Sordariomycetes, Hypocreales, Cordycipitaceae. The transcript has 5 exons. The record is from RefSeq and is a predicted model, not a curated record. Gene Ontology annotation, molecular function: ATP hydrolysis activity; ATP binding; ABC-type transporter activity. Gene Ontology annotation, cellular component: membrane.
AUGGCCCUGCCGCCGCCACCCCCCGCCUGGUCUGGCGACGACACGUUUGGCCCCCGCUUGCCCGGCCAUCGCGACCUCACGCUCCUCUUUGAGAAUGUCGUCUUUGCCAUUGUUCCCGCGGCCGUCGUCCUGCUCUUCACGCCACUUUAUUUGCGACGGGCGCUCCGUGAACGUGGGCCCGCCAGGAUUGCCUGGACGCUCUACCUAGAGAUUGCCCUCGCCGGUGGCGUCUUUCUCACCGAUCUCAUCGGCGCGAAUCUAUGGAGCAAAUCGCCGUACGCGCCGCCGUACGCCAUGGCAGCGGCAACAAUCAUGUUCCUGGCCGCCAUCGCCAUGGGCUUUGUGCUUUUCAUUGGUCGCGUCCGUGGCCGCUGGCCUGUCCUGCCGACCGUGUAUGCGGCAACCACGGCGCUGUUUGACGUCGUCAGGAUGCGCUCCUACGUUUUGCGAGACAUGCGUGACAUGGCGGCCGUGUGCAUCAUGACUGCGCUGAUCAAAAUUCUUUUCCUUAUUUCGGGGCAGAUAUCCUUGCGCCUGCGGGACCGCCGAGCGCUGCUCCGAGGCCAGUCCAUCGUCGACUGGGCCAUCUCGACUCUUUCGCUAGGGUUCAGAAAUAACAUUCAUCUGGAGCAUCUACCAGAGUUGGACCCCGCUUCAGAGUCGGUGGCACUCUUCCAUCGAUUCCAGCCGCACUGGGCAAACGUCAACAAAAAGUCUCGCUGGCCGUUGCUCAAAGCUUGUGUCAAGACUCUUCAAUGGGAAUUGACCAGCGCACUGCCACCUCGUCUGGCGUUCUUUGCCUUCAUAUUCUCUCAGCCUUUUCUAAUCCAGCACGUAACUUUACUAGUCAAACAUGGGCGCCCUCCACCCGAUGUCAUUGCUAGGGUUACGGCGUUCACGGCAUUUGUGUUUCUCGGCAUUGGCAUAUGCAAAGGCUACCAUCGGCAGGUCUGCCAUCGCGUGUCGACUUGCUUGCGAGGAAUGCUACUUUCGGCCAUCUUUGAAAAGAUCAUGCAUCUAGAAUGCGAGGUGCUUCAAAAGAAAGAAGCGUUCGAGCUGAUGGAAACUGAUCUGGCCAUUGUCGAAGAAAUGCCGACACGAUUUUGUGACCUCGUCGUCAGCUUUCUCGAGGUUGGAUUCGGCACAUAUCUGCUCCACAACUAUGUUGGCCUGUGGUGCUGCCUAGUGUUCAUCCCAUGUUCUCUUGUCGCUUUUAUGACGGCUGGCAUGAAAUAUUCCAAAACUGCGGCCAAAGACGCAUGGAAUGACAAAAUGAAGCAUCGCGAAGCUGUCACUACAAAUGCAAUGGCUCAGCUCCAAAGUAUUAAAGCAAUAGGCCUUGCACCGAUCGUAUCGACAAACAUACAAGAGCUAUAUGCUGCAGAAUUGCAGUCAUCCUCAUACGACAGAAAGAUGCGCCUUGCCACGCACAUCAUGGACAUUUUUGCCGAGAGCAUAACCCCGAUGCUGGUUCUCAUUGGCUCCGUGUCUUGGAUCGCGUUUCCAAACUCGCACUCAGCCUGCGAAGUGUUUACAAUCAUGUCGCUUGUGUCCCUAGUCUCGGCUGGCAUGGCCACAGUUCUCCUACAAGUACCUCGCUUGGCUGCUAUCACUGCUUCUCUCAGCCGGGUCGAACGAUUUCUACUGCGUGAGCCCGUUAAGGGCUUGUCUACGGAAUUACACGAAAAAGGUAAUGCAGUGACAGAAAUCGGCCGGAUGUACUCCACAUGGCGCUCGUGUACCCCGGAACUAAGAAACGCCACUCUUUCCUAUCAAACAAGCUCAGCCCCGAUCCUGCGCAAUGUUUCUAUUCGAUUUUCCCCUGGAGGUGUUAGCGUGAUUCAUGGCCCAGCGGGUUCUGGCAAGUCGUCUCUGGUGAGGGUUCUCCUGGGCGAGAAGCUUUUGGAUGAAGGCAUUGUUACCAUGCCACCGGGACCAGCAGGCUACUGCGAUGCCACACCGUGGCUUGUCGAAAAAGACCCCCGAAGCAAUGUUAUCGGAAACCACGAGUAUGUCGAGGAAUGGUACAAGAAGAUAGCUUGGGCAUGCCUCAUAAGUGGGGCAGAAGAUGUAUCUGAUGACAAGGGAAUGACAGGGGGAAAUGACAGCAACUUGGCUCUCGAGCAAAAGCAGCGAAUUCAACUGGCACGCGCAGCCUAUGGCAGGCCAAAUCUACUUGUACUGGACGAACCCUGUCGUGGCCUUGACGACGAGACCUCCAUGGCCAUCCUGGACCGCCUCUUUGGUCCUGGUGGUGUCAUGCGUCUGCUAGGAAUCACUACCAUCAUUACUACUGCCAACGCUUCGCAGCUUGCAGUGGCUGACGUCGCAUAUUCACUAGACGGCGAGGGACACGUGGAAGCGCUCGAGAAGCCCAGCCAAAGCUUUUCGGCAACUGUAUCUGAACAAGUUCACCGUUCGCCUACCCGUGAGAUCUACAAAACUGCAGCUGGGCAUCUGGAUAAAACGAAAACGGACAAUACCACAAAAGACGAAAAUGACGACUGGCUGGUUUGGUUCCUUGCAGAUUCGGCAGGGUGGGAGCCAAUUUUGUUCGGUGUCAUGUUACUCACCUGCGCCGCCGUUUCGGAACGUUUUCCGCCCGUUUAUAUCCGCAUCUGGCUGUCAACCGAGCCUGAGAAUAAAUACUGCUUUGUUGGCUACGCAAUAGUCACAAUGUUUCCGGCCAUUCUGACAGCCAUAUCAGUUGGUCUGUUUUACCUGCAGUGCGCUCCUGCCAUGGCUCGCAGCUUCCAUCAAAACAUGGUCACGAGUGUAUUCAACCCAAGCGUUGCGCGGCUGUCCAAGCUGGACUCUACUCAACUGACCGGCUUCUUCUUUAAAGACCUGUCGGUACUGACACAAGAGCUGCCAAGGUCAAUUGUCGAGGUGAUGUACUUGGCAACUCUGGUAACAUGUGACGUUUUGAUCGUCUUGACAUGCAAUAGAUACGUUAUCAACGUUCUACCUGUGAUUCCGGCUACUGUAUUUGCCCUGCAGAAUCAUUAUCUGAGCAUCCAUAGCCAGGUACAGUCUCUUGCACGAGAGGCUACCGCACCCCUGCUUGCCCACUUUCGAUUCGCGACUCAGGGCAUCAUCCAUAUCCGAGCUAUGAGAUGGGAGUCUGUCUUUCUAAAAGACUGUCAGAAGCUCAUUGACCAUUCGCUGCGGCCACACUAUGGCGUGUCCUGCAUGCAGCGCUGGCUUCAUCUCGUCAUCGACGCGAUCGUUGCCACUCUAGCCAUCGUCUGCGUCGGUACGUCUCUGUGUCUGGCUGAUACAAUUUCAGAAACGGCCAUUGGCCUUGCGAUGCUGAACCUGGUCUCGUUUGGCUCCGUCGUGUGUCGUCUUUUUGAUGGAUGGGUCAACUUACAAGGGCCCUGGGCUGCGCUGAACCGACUCAAGCUCCUGACCGAGGCGGCAAAGCCAAAGCAGAAGAUCCAGUACAAGCGAGAAUUCGACAACUGGAAGACAACAACCGGGAGAUUCGACAUGUAUGCUGUCACGGCAGGCUUUGACGGGUGCUACACGGACAAUGACGCUCUGCGAAAUGUUUCUGUCCAGAUGCCCAGCGCAUCCAAGCUUGCCAUCAUUGGCCCUCCAGGAAGCGGAAAGUCUUCACUGCUACUAUCUAUCUUGACCCUAUUGGACUUUGCCGGCACCAUUUACAUUGAUGGCUCGAACGUGCAGAAUAUUCCACCCGAUGUGCUGCGCGAAAGCGUCGUCACGCUUCCGCAAGGUGGCGUCCAGCUGCCUGGGACGAUUCGUCGAAACUUGGAUCCAUGGGCGACACCGGAACACUCUUUCAGUGACGCCGAGAUUUUCGCCGUUCUGGACCGUGUCGGCCUUGCCGCGCUCGUUCAAGCGCGCGGUGGCUUAAGCACCAACUUUGACUCGGCGCGUUUGUCCUCCUGCGAGAAGCAGCUGCUCUUCCUUGCCAGGGCUAUUCUCCGCAAGGGACACCUGGAAGCACGUCUUGUUUUGGUCGACGACAUUACAAGCGACGUUGACGAAGAGACAGCCGACCGCAUACAAGAUAUCAUCGAGACUACCUUUGCAGACUGCACUGUGGUUACGGUGACGAGUCGGAUGGAGAUGCUCAGGAACAUGGAGAAAAUCAUCGAGAUGCACGAGGGAAGAGUUGUCAACAUGAUUGACCGCCCGAGACAUGCGCCGAAAGAUAAUGACGAUUAUGAAUCGGACGAAAUGGACUUUGGGAUAUAUUAA